Messenger RNA from Penicillium chermesinum, 1131 nucleotides. It is a transcript of the gene lcp5, whose product is annotated as small subunit rRNA maturation protein LCP5. The coding region runs from base 1 to 1131 and encodes 376 amino acids. Gene Ontology annotation, cellular component: nucleolus; small-subunit processome. The record is from RefSeq and is a predicted model, not a curated record. NCBI's taxonomy places the organism in Eukaryota, Fungi, Ascomycota, Eurotiomycetes, Eurotiales, Aspergillaceae. The transcript has a single exon. Gene Ontology annotation, biological process: maturation of SSU-rRNA from tricistronic rRNA transcript (SSU-rRNA, 5.8S rRNA, LSU-rRNA).
AUGGCAGAGUCACACCCGAAGAGUCUGGCGACUCUUCUUGAGAGCCUCACGUCAUGUCUGACCAGCGCCGCUUCAUCUCUACCGGCCUCCUCUAAAAAUGCGCCCUCCGAGGUCUCCAUUCAACCGCCGCAGGACGGCAUCUCCCUCCUCGAUACGAAGAACGAAAUCCUCCUUUCAUACCUCCAAAAUCUCGUCUUUUUAAUCAUAUUUCAGCUCCGACAAAAGUCAUCUCGCAAGGAAACGUCACCAGAGGAUGCUGUCGACGAAAACCUGAAGGAUGGAGCAGUGAAAAAGUUGACCGAACUCCGCGUCUUCCUCGAUCGGGGUGUGCGUCCCCUCGAGACUCGUCUCAAGUACCAAAUCGACAAAGUCAUCAAGGCAGCCGAAGACGGUGAACGGAUGGAGCGCCUGGCUCAGUCGAAGAAGUCCAAGGCCAGCAAAGCCAAGGACUCGGGCGAUGAAGAUGCGUCCUCGGAGGAGGAUGAGGAUGACGAAAGUGGUAGUGACGAAGACGAAGAAGAUCUGGACGAAAUGGCCUAUCGCCCUAAUGUCUCGGCAUUCUCGAAAACCAAGGUCGAGCCUAAACAAGCCAAAUCUCUAUCCAGCAAAACCGAGCCCAGCGAUGGCAUCUACCGCCCACCACGGAUUAUGCCUACGGCUCUACCCACAACAGAUAGUAGAGAGCGUGUCGAUCGCCGGCCCCGUCGCUCUAAUGUGAUUGACGAGUUCGUGAGUGCUGAGAUGUCCUCUGCUCCGAUGGCAGAGCCCAGCAUCGGUAGCACUAUCGUGGCAGGUGGCCGAGAGACGAAAACCAAGAAGGAUCGAGAGUACGAGGCCGAACGAGCCAAGUACGAGGAAACCAACUUCGUCCGACUCCCCAAAGAGACAAAGAAGGAAAUGGCUAAGCGCCGCGGUCGCGGGCCUCAAAGCACCUAUGCAGGUGAUGAGUGGCGCUCCUUAGGCGAAGGUGCCGACCGUAUUGAACAGCUGACUCGCCGAGGGCGAACCGGCGGGGUCGCACUGGAAAAGAGCAGAAAGAGAAAGAAUGAGGACGGACAACGCAGCGAUGGUGUAGGCAUGGGUGAAAUUUUCGACAAGCGGCGACGGAAGGUAGAGAGCUGGAAACGAUGA